Ruditapes philippinarum (Manila clam) is the source of this 3127-nucleotide messenger RNA. RefSeq names its product multivesicular body subunit 12B-like. The transcript has 10 exons. Gene Ontology annotation, cellular component: ESCRT I complex; late endosome. The record is from RefSeq and is a predicted model, not a curated record. Bases 167 to 1003 code for a protein of 278 amino acids. Lineage: Eukaryota; Metazoa; Mollusca; Bivalvia; Venerida; Veneridae. Gene Ontology annotation, biological process: viral budding; virus maturation; regulation of epidermal growth factor receptor signaling pathway.
GUAUGCGACCUAUUGAUGACAGCGACAUUAAUCAGAAUUCAACUUCCGGUCUGACUAAAAUUACAACAACAACAACAACUGUUAUUGAGAAAUAAUAAAGUCACCUAAAAAGGGUUUUUAUUGUGAAAAUUAAUGUUUUAAAUCUGAUGAAUUACUAAAGUAAGUGAUGACGGACAAUGAGGAUUGGCCAAUCACAGGAGUUGUUGUUGUAGCAGAUAUAACAAAAUGUCCUGCAGGAUAUACCACAAUUGACAGAACAUAUGAUCGUGCGGAGGAGGCAGAUUUAUGGAGAGAUGGUAUAUUUGGACGCAGAGUCACAAGAUAUUUGUGUGUUCAAAGAACAGCUCCACAACCGGGUAAAGAUGUUCUAGUUGAUGUUUCAAUCAUAAAUGACAGGGAUCCCGUCCCUGCUGGAUUUACUGUCUUAGACUACACGGCUGACACUCGUGAGAAGGCAACAAAGAAGAAAGUGAUAUGUGUAAGAUGGAUGAGUGUCAACCUUACAAACAGUGCUCUAUCAGAACUUAUUAUAUUACCUAAAGGUACCAGGAGACCUCCAAAUGGAUAUACUCUAGUGGGAGAGUUGAACAACUUGAUGCUGUGUUACAAGAUGGCUAAUAUACAGACACAAUCUAAAAUUUCACACACCAACUCCGACCCAUCUAUAAACAUGACAGACAUGGCCAAUAACCUACCAUAUACACUGCAUCCUGGUAAAGAGAAUGCAUACAGACAAGGGAUGUCAUCUAGUUAUACACCUGGUACCAAUGUGGCCGGGUACAAUCAAAACCGCCCUGCUCCACCUCAACGCCAAAUGACCAUAGGUGGUACAGUGUCAGCAUUGUCUGGGGUACCAUGGCAACUUAGUCCUAAACUUACAGAUCUGGAAAAUUUAAAAAAUAUUCACAUACCAGAAAUCAGAUACAAAACCAUUUUGGAUAUUGAAAAUCAGUACCAGUAUCACUUUGAUGUUGAAAGAUCUACCAGUGCAAACAGUGGUUAAAAUAUUCAAAUUGUCCUCAUUGUGACUGUAAUACUGUGACUUGUUUCCCUCUUUUGGUAUAAUAUCAUAAGAGAGAUUCUAUGUUUUGCAAUAUAUAAUUUAGUAUUUGUCUAUUGUGAUAAAAUCAGUGCUUGUAAGCUGCACUUAUUGAAAUUUUGCAACAGGGAAUGGUAAAGUUUUUGUUAUUUGAAUAUCAUUGUUUUGUUUUCAUAAAAAAAAGUAUCUUAAACAAUAUUUUUGGAAAAAAAUAUGAAAGGGUUUUCAUACAUUGAUUACAUACAAAUUGUUUUUUUUUAAUGCAAGCUACAUCUAAAUUUUUGGAUGUUGAUUAUUUUUUUUGCUUACAAAAAUUUGUGUCAAAAAGUUUAAAUGCAAGCCAUGAUAGGUAUUUAGUGUUUCAAGCAAUAUUCUAUCAUGCUGAUGUUUAGAGAGAAAAACACAUUAUAACCCUCUUGUUUAAUAAGGACCAUAAAUUUAAAAUUAUGUAUUUGAUUGAACUUUUAAGUAAUGAAUUAAACUUGAAAUGAAGAAAACAAGCUAAAAAAACAACAAGAAACACUUAAAUUUUAAAAUGGAUUCUUGCAAAGUUUAUACACUUGAAAGCAUUAUACUUUGUGCAUUAAUCACUUCCCACUAUAUUUGUGUAAUGUACUUCAAUAAUAUUGAUACUGUCUAUAGUACUUAAUCUAUUCAGACUUAAUGUUUGUGGCGAAGGUCUAUGACACUCAUCUGCUCAUCUGCUGUUAUAUAUAGAGAAUAUUGAAUGCGAGUGUAUGUUUAAUACUAAAUUUUUUGAUCAAGUUGAAUAAAACCAUACGAGAAUAUAAAAUACUAUAUAUCACAUAUUCAAAAUCAGAAAUGAUCAGUUAAAAAAAGUUGUUUUUCGUUUAGGCGCCUAAAGUGUUAUGCUAACAUUACCACAUUUUAACACCAUAUUUGUAUGUAUUGAAAAUGAUGUCAUGUCAUUCAAAGUGUUAUUACACUAGUGUAAUAUCAAUUUUAUUAAAUGGCUUUAUUACACUCCUGCACCCUAGUUUAUGUGAUAAUUACUUCUAUUUUGUGGCAAGAUGAAUAGAAAAUUGUAGUCUUCAGUAUAAUUUAGCAGUAAUCUGUCCUCCAGGAUGAGUGACUCUUGGAAUAAUUUUCAAUCUCUGUCGAUAAUUAUCCCAGCAAGCACUUGCUGUACAAUAUAAAUGAAAGAAGUGUUUAUGAUUGUCACUUAGCUGAUAGAAACAAAGACAGACUGAUCAGGAUCCAUGCUGUUCGCUUACCAACUCUAUUACAAGUAGAGAAACUGAUAGCGAACAGCAUGGAUCCUGAUCAGACUGCGCGGAUGCGCAGGCUGGUAUCCAUGCUGUUCGCAAACCCACUAUGUUGGUUUUGUCAUGAUGCGGCUCAUUUAUUGUUAAUAGCCUUCAAGAGUGCAAUCCCUUAUUGUCAAUUUGUAAUUACUAUGUGCCAUUUGUGGUAGGAGCUCCACUGAGGUCUAAAGGCAUAAAAAAACCAUAGAAUUUGAAAUUUUUACAGAGAUCAAUCUGGGCACCUAAAACAGAAACAAAUAAAAGGGAUAUAUUAAAGAAAUGUAUUCAAAUUCAAUGAAAAAAAUUUCAGGUGAUUUUUGCUACGUAGAAAAAAAACGUGUGAGUGAAUGAUCUGAAAGUUUGACUAAAAGUUAAAGUAAUGGUUUGAUAUAAAAAUCUCAAAAAAAAUCCAGUGCUGUUAUGCCAAGAAACCUCAAUGGAGUCCCUCCAGUGUGCUAUCAUUGUGCAAGAACAAUUACCUUUUGGUUAUAGUUAGUUAGUUACAGGAAACGAUAGGAAACAGACAAAUUUGAUAAACUGUUAUAAUGAGUAGCUUUAAAUGUUUUCUGUGUUUGGUCUCUAUGUUGAACAUAUGAUGUAAAUUUGAAAUUAUUACAUAUUUCUACUAUCAAAUAUAAUGUAUACAUAUAUGUAUAAUGUAUGACUGGCGAGUUGAGUAGUUAACACAUCAGCCUAACUUUUGUACUUAACUUCUUAUUAUUGUAGACUUUAUUGUUACAUUUUGUUUUUUUUUACUUUCAAUGCAUGAUUUGUAUACAUGUAUUUGCCAAUCGAUUGGUGGUCAAUGAUUGAAAAAUAAAUU